AUGUCGGCCUUUGUGAAAAUGCCACAUGCGCCGACCUUCGAGGCCGAGACGUACGAGUAUAAGCACUAUUUGCCCAACUAUCCUGUUCGUGAUCUCGAGCCUCAUGUUGAGCUCAAGAUGGCCGAUCGCGGUUUCAAUGCCGAUCCCGAGAUGAAGGCGUUCCUCGGCGCUGCGACCAAGGUCACCAAUCUGACCGCUUGCAUCGGCACUGAGUUCGAGGGUAUCGACCUUCGCCAGCUGUCCGAUAAGCAGAAAGACGAGAUGGCUUUGUUCGCUGCCAAACGUGGUGUCCUCGUCUUCCGCAAGCAGGAGAUUUCAAUCGAGGGUAUGCUCGAUCUCGCCAGGUACUGGGGUCCAUUGCACGUGCAUUCGACGACCGGUCAUCCCGCCAAAGGCCCAAGCGAUUUUGCCCUGGACGCCGUAGUUCUCGUGUGGAACGACGGAACCAAGGAUGUCGACCGCAUUAACCAUGACAGGCGUUUGGCUUGGCACUCUGACCAGAGCUUCGAGAUCAACACCCCCGGCCUGACCUCUCUUAAGGUGAUCACCAACCCCCCUGAGGGGGGCGACACCAUUUGGAGUAACUCAGCGGCGCUUUUGUCUUCCUUCUCCCCUGAAUUACAAGAGUACCUCUCCAAGCUCAGCGCGCUUCACAGCAGUGACCGUCAGAAGAAGGGAGCUCUGGACCAAGGCAUUUACAUCCGGCGUCCGCAAACCGACUGCAUCCAUCCCGUUGUUCGUGUUCACCCCGUCACCGGUAUGAAGGCGCUGUUCGUCAACCCCUCCUACACUCGUCGCAUCGUCGGCGUGCCUAAGGCCGAGUCCGAUAUGAUCUUGAACUUCAUCUACGGACAGAUCUCGCUCUGUGAGGAGUUCAAAGUUCGCGUCAAGUGGGAGAAGGACAGUAUUGUCGUUUGGGACAACCGUGUUCUCUGGCACACGGCCACUUACGACAUAUACCCAUACAAGCGCCAUGCUCUUCGGGCGACACCGGUCGGUGAACGCCCCAUGAGCGUGAAGCAGUAUAUCAAGCAGUACGGCAAGGAACCCACUUCUUGGGACGAAGAGCGCUUGAAGAAGCUGGGUGAGAAUCCUCAGGCAUUCCUUGCCACCUAUAAGGAUCCCGAACCGCUGUAA
This is a messenger RNA of Dacryopinax primogenitus, 1137 nucleotides long. RefSeq names its product TauD-domain-containing protein. The record is from RefSeq and is a predicted model, not a curated record. Gene Ontology annotation, molecular function: 2-oxoglutarate-dependent dioxygenase activity. Lineage: Eukaryota; Fungi; Basidiomycota; Dacrymycetes; Dacrymycetales; Dacrymycetaceae. The coding region runs from base 1 to 1137 and encodes 378 amino acids. The transcript is spliced from 5 exons. Gene Ontology annotation, cellular component: cytoplasm.